AUGAGUCUUAAGGCUCAGGCCAAUAGGAUCCUCUGGAGACUGACUCACCUCAUCAUACCUGCGGGGAAACAGAAAGAACUUCUAGCAUACCUGGACAUAGGAAGCUUACCCAAUCUGGAAAUGGACCACCUGUUUCACCAUAGCCUCAACACCACUUUUCAGACCACCUACUCACCACUGCAUCACCCUGCUCAUCUACCAGAGGUCUCAAUGGGUUCCCAGACAGAGGGUUCCCUUCCAUAUAAUAUUGUCUACAUGGACGGUUCUAAAUCUAAGACUGGGGUGGGAGCUGGUCUGGUCCACUAUAAUACCCGAAAUAAUCAGUUCAUGCACAAAGAAUCUCACCGCCUGGCAGGAUUCUGCUCCAUCACUCAGGCUGAACUGUAUGCCAUUUACAGAGCCCUCAAGUACAUUAAUACGAGUACUAAGCUCAAGGGCAAAAACAUCUAUAUCUGCUCGGACAGUAGAACUGCUCUUCAAAGCAUAUCCAGUGGUAAGCUGGGUGGCAACAUUCAACGGAUGAUCAUUCAGGAGCUAACUGGUAGCACCAGCCACAUAAAUUUCAUGUGGACACGGGCCCAUUCUGGUGACACUGGUAACGAGGAGGCUGAUCGCCUUGCUAGAGAGGUCUCCUCGAGUACUACUGACAUUGCCUUCGAAGACAUUCCGUUGGUGGCAACCAAGAAACUCAUCUGGAACACUAUGAUCAACAUUUGGCAGCGCAACUGGGAAGAAGAUGAGACAGGAAGGACAACCUUCAGCUUCUUCCCAGACAUUGCACAGCGACUACAGCUUCAACACCUCAGCAUUAACUUUAAACUACUCAAUUGUUCACCAACCACGAAAAUUUCCUGGCCUACCUAA
Messenger RNA from Centruroides sculpturatus (bark scorpion), 864 nucleotides. RefSeq lists its product as uncharacterized. The record is from RefSeq and is a predicted model, not a curated record. Gene Ontology annotation, molecular function: RNA-DNA hybrid ribonuclease activity; nucleic acid binding. Lineage: Eukaryota; Metazoa; Arthropoda; Arachnida; Scorpiones; Buthidae. The transcript has a single exon. The coding region runs from base 1 to 864 and encodes 287 amino acids.